Molecule: messenger RNA, 2769 nt
Organism: Ilex paraguariensis (yerba mate)
Lineage: Eukaryota; Viridiplantae; Streptophyta; Magnoliopsida; Aquifoliales; Aquifoliaceae
Source: the annotation of a GenBank genome assembly
GUGAAGUAUGGAGAAACACUUAGGCGCUUCAAUGCCCGCAUUGUUGAUGAAGAACUUGAUUUGGACAUGGAUAGAUUGAGAGAGAAGGUCCUUGGUUUCUUCAAUUUUACUCCUGAUAGUGAUCUAACACUUACAUAUAUUGAUGAAGAUGGUGAUAUGGUAACCCUUGCUGAUGAAGAAGAUCUGUGCGAUGUAAUGAGGCAGUCCCUGAAUCCCUUGAGGAUAACUGUGAGGUUGAACACUGAAACGAGUGGUAGAUCUUAUGCUAGAUCAAGUGGAAGUUCUACGCCCAUGAGAUCACCUCGAGUCCUGCAUCCUAUACAAAACUUGAACACUGGUGUUUCUGAAAUCUUGAGAUCUGUGCCGGAGCCUUUCCGCGAAGCAAUCUCAAAUAUGUCAAUUAACUUGGCAUCUAAAGCUACAUCCACUGCACCAGGCAUUGCUGAGCUUGUUGACAGUUUAUCAAAGAUGGGAUUGUCCUACCUGAAUCCUGUUUCUGAGUUUCAGACUGGUGCUGAAUCUAGCACACAGAUUCAGGUUUCGAAAGGUCCUGUUGCUUCAAAGGUUGAUGGGGUCACAUCAGAGGUGUUGCCAAGUGCUAAAGCCGAGGCGCCAACUUUGGCAAAUAAUCAGGUGUUGCCCAAUACUAAAUCUCAACAGCCAACUGUGGAAAACAAUAAGGUGGAAGUUGAAAACACAGCCAGAGGUGUGGAGGCAGCAGUUAUGCAGACCCCUAGUGUGGACCCUACACCAUCCACUGGUUACUUGAAUCUUAAUGGUGGCCUCCCUGGGGAUAAUUAUCUGUUUGGAAGUGCAUCUUCAAAUCCUGCACCUGACACAUUUCCUGUUGCUGCUGGUAACAACAUGGAGGAGGUCCUUUAUGUUCCUUCUGGAAACAACAAGUUGAAGGUCAAAAAGCUAGCUGAAUUUCAUUCAAAUGGGAAGUCUGAUGCUCUUGCCUUUGAGAAUGGUAUGCCGGGUGCUACUAAAGCUCCUGCUGGUGACAAAAAUAAUGAGAUUAAUAAGUCUAAUGAAGGUCGUCUUGGACAAAAGUUUGCUGGUUCCUAUCAUGAUUUUCCGAAGCAUUCAAGCAGAGAUUCCCUGAACAAAGAUUUGUGUGGCGGUGUGAACAUCAAAUGUGGUAGUGAUUUUGGGAACUCUUCUACAUCACGUGCUGGUCAGAAUCCUAUGAAUGAGUGCCCUUUUUCAGGGAUGCCUUUAGCAAGUGACUUGUUUCUGCCUCCCUCUCAAUCUGAUCCUCGUAUGGUCUCGUUUAAAAGGAGGUAUAACCAUAGUGAUGGCAUGGGCAUCAUUUUUCACAGAGGUGUUCGUUGUGAUGGUUGUGGGGUUCAUCCAAUAACCGGACCUCGGUUCAAGUCCAAAGUAAAGGAGGAUUACGAUCUGUGCAGCAUCUGCUUUGCAGAAAUGGGAAAUGGUGUCGAUUACAUCAGAAUGGACCGUCCUAUGACUUACGGGCAUCCCUUUUCUUUCAAGGGGUUGUAUGAUCACCCUUUGCAUCAUUCUCGGGUGCGUCCUCCAACCAUACCACAGGUAUUGCGAGGUUGUGGAAUGAAACAAAAUCGCCCUAAGCUUGACAGUCGCUUCAUUCAGGAUGUGAAUGUCUUUGAUGGUACAAUCAUGUCCCCAUCAACCCCAUUUACCAAGAUUUGGCGGAUGAGGAACAAUGGCACUAUCAUGUGGCCUGAGGGAACACAACUCGUUUGGAUUGGGGGAGAUAGAUUAAGCAAUACAUUUUCUCUUCAGGUAGAGAUUACUGCAGAUGGUUUGCCUGUGGACAUGGAGCUUGACAUUGCAGUUGAUUUUACUGCUCCCCAAUUUCCUGGUCGGUACAUCUCAUACUGGAGGAUGGCCUCACCAUCCGGCCAAAAGUUUGGGCAACGUGUUUGGGUUCUCAUCCAGGUUGAUGCUUCAUUGAAGGAUUCCACCUGUGAAAGCUUUCAAGGCUUGAACCUAAAUUUGCCUCCUGUGGGCAACGGUGCCACAGGCCCUGAAAUUGUAAGUGUGAAUGUUGAGCCCAAGGCUGAGGACAACCUUCCUGAGCCCGUAAACUCUAAUAACAGGGUCACAGAAUUAGUGGUGCCAAUAGUUAAUGCAAACCCAAAUAAAGAACAGGAGCUGAAUUUCCCAAUCAAUGAUACUUUACUGGUUGGUGGUGGUAUACCAAGCCCGGUUCAUCCUCAGCCUUCAUCGUCUGUUUCGUAUCCCAUUAUUGAUCUUUCUGAAGCACCAGUUGUGCCUUUGUCUGCACCAUCCCCUGCUAAAGAUGCACAGGCGUCUGCUCCAAUGGCUGGUGAAAACAAUGUUGAGCAGACACUCCUUAGGGAACUCGAGGAGAUGGGUUUCAGGCAGGUUGAUUUGAACAAGGAGGUAUUGAGGGCAAAUGAGUAUGAUUUGGAGCAGUCAGUGGACGAUCUUUGUGGUGCUUCUGAAUGGGAUCCUAUCCUCGAGGAGUUGCAGGAGAUGGGGUUCUUUGACAAGGAGAUGAACAAGAAGCUGCUGAAGAAGAACAAUGGGAGUAUCAAACGUGUGGUCAUGGAUCUUAUUGCUGGAGAGAAGGCAUAUGAAGCGUUAGUGCUUCGAACUUGUUCAUUAUCUUUGUUAUUCUGUGUAUUCUGGUUUUUGCUGGGCUCAAUAUUUGGGCACGAAUGGCUUUCCAUGUUGUUUUAUUGCUCCAGUAUGAAGUACUUCGAUGUAGCAGAUGCAAGGGAUAUGAUCCUGGCGAGGGCUAAUGCACAACUCGAAUACUAA